GCCAUCAGUCGGUCGGCCUGCAAACACUGAGCAAGUACCGCCUCCAGCUUUUGCAGCAUGCAUGCUUUAUUAGGCUUUAAGUAAAUCAGUGUUGUCCUGCGCCGAAGUUCCGUCGCAAAGGAAGUCGACAAAUGCAGACAUCAAAAAACAGACGCGACGCUAUGUCGCCUCUAAUCCUGUAUUUGGCUUUAGCCAACUUUCUCGUUUACACAUCGGGACAAAGUUGUCCGACAGCCCCUGUCGUCUACCACUCAACGCUGCAAGAGAUUUGCAGCAAGGAGCCAGCCCAAUCAGCAAUUGGCUGCAGCAUGUACAGGUUAUGCAACGAUAAAGCCAACGGCAUUUAUCCGACUACCUGCAGCGCGUGGAAAAUAGCGAGCAGUUUGUGCAGUGACGAUUCGACAAUCGUGGCGUCCUACUCAAGCUUCUGUGCACAGCUGCAGUCAUCGUACAGCAGUGCCGCCCAGUUCCAGAGCUGCAUGCAGCCGUACACCUUCAAGAACACUGUUACAAUGAGGGACAUCCAUCUUUACGAAUGCGAUGCGAUGGAUGGACAGCCCAUGGGAGGCUGCGACACCUGCACCCAUGCCGCCUGCCCUGACCC
Molecule: messenger RNA, 604 nt
Organism: Astrephomene gubernaculifera
Lineage: Eukaryota; Viridiplantae; Chlorophyta; Chlorophyceae; Chlamydomonadales; Astrephomenaceae
Source: the annotation of a GenBank genome assembly